This is a messenger RNA of Aspergillus homomorphus CBS 101889, 2650 nucleotides long. RefSeq lists its product as uncharacterized. Gene Ontology annotation, cellular component: cytoplasm; microtubule; membrane. The record is from RefSeq and is a predicted model, not a curated record. The transcript is spliced from 2 exons. Gene Ontology annotation, molecular function: GTP binding; GTPase activity; microtubule binding. Bases 82 to 2550 code for a protein of 822 amino acids. Lineage: Eukaryota; Fungi; Ascomycota; Eurotiomycetes; Eurotiales; Aspergillaceae.
GUUACUUAAUAGUCUCAGUCUCACUUUUUAGUUUUCUCAUCUUACGAAGGGUUCUAUCCGGGCCCUUUACUUUUUUGCAACAUGGUUCUCAGAGAAUUCCUAUCAAAACCUUUGGAUAGCCUCUGCACUGAUGAACAACUUGAUCUUCUAAACUCUAUUGAUACCCUUCGAUCCCAGGGCAUUAGCCAUUAUGUGUCUCUGCCGCAAAUUAUUGUGUGCGGUGACCAGUCAUCUGGGAAGAGCUCUGUACUCGAAGCAAUUUCUGGAGUUUCUUUUCCUGUCAAAAGCAACCUCUGUACCAGAUUUCCGACAGAGCUUGUGCUUCGCAAAGAUUCUAGUGUCGGAGUUAGAGUGUCUAUCGUACCUCAUGAUUCGCGCAGCGAAGCGGAACAACUGUCGCUGGGGAGCUUUUGUGAAGAGCUUGACGGAUUCGAUGGGCUUCCUCGACUGAUCGAUAAUGCCAAAGCUGCAAUGGGCAUAUCUACACAUGGGAAAGCAUUCUCUAAUGAUCUGCUACGAGUCGAGGUGUCAGGGCCUGACAGACCGCACUUGACCAUCGUCGAUCUUCCGGGACUGAUACACUCUGAGACAAAACAACAAUCUGCAGCUGAUGUUCAGUUGGUCCAGGAUGUGGUUCAGUCAUAUAUGAAAGAGCCGCGAAGCAUUAUUCUAGCAGUGAUCUCGGCGAAAAAUGACUACGCGAACCAGAUCGUGUUACGGCUGGCAAGGGAUGCUGACAAGGCGGGCAAUCGAACCUUAGGCGUCAUCACGAAACCUGACACCCUGACUGCAAAUUCGGAAAGCGAAAGAAUGUUCAUAUCUUUGGCAAACAACAGGGAUGUUGAAUUCAGGCUCGGAUGGCAUACGCUGAAGAAUAUGGAUACCGACAAAGGGACUUGGACACUUGGGGAACGGGAUGAAAAGGAGCGUGACUUUUUCUCCAAGGGAGCCUGGGCGGAAAUGCCAUCUUCGUUGGUUGGAAUUACUUCGCUGCGAACCCGUCUCAGCAAAUUACUUCUGCGACAAAUUGCGGCUGAGCUUCCAAGCCUCAUUGAGGAGAUAAAAACAAAGGAGGACGAAUACGUACACCAAUUGAAGAAGCUUGGCCAGCCAAGGGCCACUCUAGAUGAGCAAAAGUCCUACCUUAUGAACAUCAGCCAACGUUUUCAAUCUUUGAUCAAGGCCGCUGUUGAUGGCACUUAUAACGAAACGUUCUUCGAAGACACCCAAUCAACUAUAGGAUGUCAAAAGCGAAUUCGCGCUGUUAUCCAGAAUCUAAACGAGGCAUUCGCAGAUCGUCUCAAUAGACGAGGUCACUACCGCCAAAUCAAAGAGAAUGACAGUCAACCCGAGCCCUUCAUCAAGGGGCAGGUCUCAGUCACUAGAAGCGGCUUCAUUGAUCACAUUCAGGAGCUGAUGAAGCAGACAAGAGGACGAGAGCUGCCCGGCACGUUUAAUCCGAUGAUUGUCGGGGAACUCUUCCUGGAACAAUGUCGUCCGUGGGAAGCUAUAACACGCCAACAUAUUCUUACGACCUGGAAGGCAACUCAAACAUUUUUGUUACUCUUGAUAGGCCAUAUUUCCGAUGAAGCAACUUCAGUGGUUCUUCUCGCUGAAGUCAUCUCCCCUGCACUAGACCAACUACGGGAGGUUCUGGUAAGGAGAUGUAACGAACUUCUCGAAACCCAUCAAAAAGGCCACCCAAUUACCUAUAAUCACUAUUUCACGGAGACCUUACAGAAGAUCCGCGCUAGCAGGCGCGAAGGCGAGCUGAGUGAAGCUAUUGAACGCUUCUUCGGGGUCAACGAUCUACAAAGGGCCGUUGCACUCAAUGGAAUAUACCGUCUGCAGGAUCUCCUUCAGUCACUUCUACAGUCUAGUGAGCCAGAUAUGAUGAGAUUUGCUUCGGCUGAAGCUUUAGAUUGCAUGCUCGCCUAUUAUAAGGUGGCAUUAAAACGAUUUAUCGACGAUGUCGCGGUUGAGGUUAUAGAGGUCCAAUUGAUUAAAUCUCUUACUUCUCUAUUCGAGCCCGUUAAAGUAUUCAAUAUGCCACCAGAGCUGGUGUCACGCAUCGCCGGCGAAUCCGAGGAAUCCCGUGCACUACGAGAACAACUGAAUAGAAAAAUACAUAUUCUUGGAAAAGGCUUAGAAACCUGCCGACGCUUUGUCGGCAGUCGAGGUAUGGGUACGGAUGAAAUAGAAGGCGCACGCCGACUCGAUGGCAAGUCUCGGGACCGGUUUGAUCAUACUUCGUUGCGCAUUGAGCUUGCGAACCAUGACGGCUCAGAUGCUUCCGGUAGCUCACAUAACGAACCUUCUGAGAUUGAUUACGAACGGGAUCAACCUGUCAGCGAAGACUCCGUGAUACCCGCUUGUGAUCCUCAGCCUGUGGAUCUGAAUGAAGAAUUUGAUCAAGCUACAGCGGCUCCAGCAAUCAUGGGGUAUGAAGAUGUUUCGACUGAGACUGCUGCCCAAGUGGAGGACCCCUAUUGCCUAAGCUCUACAACGAGAAAGAAGAGCAAGAAUAAGAAGUCGAAGUAUGGAGUAUGAAAGUAAUGCAGUUCUUGUGAUGAUACUCUUUAUCUGGCUUUUAUCGAAUGAUUGAGUUAUUGAUUUAGAUAGUUUUUUAUGCAGCCGAAAAGCUUUCCGG